GCCUAUUAUUCUUUCUUAAUUUUCUUCAUUGAUAAAAUAAAAUCAAUACAACUCAUGUGUACAUACUAAAACACACAUUAUAAUGUGUGAACUUGAUCAGGUAAUUGACUCAAAGAACUCCAUUGGUAUAUGAGUUCUCUGCCAUGUUUGUAAAGUCUAUUUUGUAACGUCUUCCUGCAGGUGGUUGGCUAGAGGCAAACAGAGGAGACUGUGCGACCAUCUUGGAUUCCCAGACCCAGAUGGGUGCAGCGAAGGGCCCAGGGGACAACAUCACUGAGCAGGCCAGGACCAGAGGCGACAUAUUGGAGUCUGCAGUCCACGAGGACUUGUUAAUAUCUAGUGUUGCUGGUGGGAGAGACUGGACCUCUGAGGUGGCUGGUCACAAACCCUGGCCCCGGAUCAGGAUCAUGGAUCAGGAGCCGUCGCUCUUUCUUCCUGAGUCGGAUCCAGGACCCAACCGUGAGGGACAGAGACUCCACCACCACACAGAACACAACCAGCGGACAGGUGGACUGAACAACCUCAGACAUGGUGGUCAUCAGAGAGGCUCUAGUCUGCAGCCCAGACCCUUCUCUUCACAGUCUCAGUGCAGGGAUGGAGCAGGGCCUGGGGCUGAUAGAGAUAGACCCUCCUGUUCCUAUGAUACAAACACCACAGUAUCCAUGAUGAAAAGAGCAAGACACCCUGGGCUUCAGCCUUCCGAGAGAGUGGAGGGAGACUCCCCUGAUGGGAAUCUAACAGGAAGUUUGUCUUCUCUUUCAGGGUCUCGUCUAAUGCCUAGUGACUGGGUUCAUAAAAGGCCUGGGCCUGGGUCUAGCCUUCCUCAGCUACUUCAUGGUUACCCUACCAACACAGCACACAAUCCCAACAACACCCAAACAAUGACUAGAGGAGGGAGCUCAAAGACUAACCACCUGAGUGUGGUGGGUCCUGCUUCUACCUCGCCUGGUGUCAUUGGGUCACAGCGUGGGAGGCAGAGCAUUAGGGGGGAUGCCGACAAGCCAUACGCCUGCCCCACAUGUGGGAAGCGCUUCGCUCAGUCAAAUUAUGUGAAGAUGCAUCAGACCGUUCACACCAAGGAGAAGCCCUUCAAGUGCAAACUAUGUUACAAGAGCUUCUCCUUCCUGACUAACCUUACCAGACAUAAGAGUGUCCACAAUGGGGAGAAAUUGUAGCACUGUGGCUUGAGUUUUAUAUAGGGGAUAUCUGGGAACCAUUCUUUAGCUGACAUUAUAUUUAUCAUGUGAAGUGUCUUGGGGUACGAUAUAUAUAUAUUUUUAAGUACUCUAAGUCCCUCAGUUGAGCAUCUGGGUACACUCACAUUCUCAAAUAUACAGACUUGUUGUUUUGGGUGCUGGCAUAGCCAAAACACUGUCAUGUUAUUGAAGAGCAACAUUAUAUUUCCCCUCUCAAUUUGGUUUUGCCUAUAUUCUAUUCAUAACAAAUAUAAUGUCCCUCGCAACAUUAUUUAGCAUAAUCAGGUGGUACCUGUUCCUUUAUGUACUAUAAUUAAGUGAUCAAAUCUGUUAAUAAAUUAGAAUAAAUCUU
Oncorhynchus nerka (sockeye salmon) is the source of this 1548-nucleotide messenger RNA. RefSeq names its product zinc finger and SCAN domain-containing protein 22-like. Gene Ontology annotation, biological process: regulation of transcription by RNA polymerase II. The coding region runs from base 240 to 1175 and encodes 311 amino acids. Gene Ontology annotation, molecular function: RNA polymerase II cis-regulatory region sequence-specific DNA binding; DNA-binding transcription factor activity, RNA polymerase II-specific. The transcript is spliced from 2 exons. The record is from RefSeq and is a predicted model, not a curated record. NCBI's taxonomy places the organism in Eukaryota, Metazoa, Chordata, Actinopteri, Salmoniformes, Salmonidae.